Paramecium octaurelia is the source of this 789-nucleotide messenger RNA. Lineage: Eukaryota; Ciliophora; Oligohymenophorea; Peniculida; Parameciidae. The record is from the annotation of a GenBank genome assembly.
AUGUUAAAGUCACUUUUAAAUGGGUUUCUAAGUUUGCAUCACCAGAAUCAUUAAUUGCUCUAUCAAGAUUUAUACAAAUAUUCAACAGAAACUCAUUCAUUCAGCAACAAUAUGUAUGUCUUAAGCAACACAAAAAAUAAAUUGAAAUUUUCAUUGGUUCUGUUGUCAAAAGUAAAGUCAGUGCACUUCUACUUACUAAUGUCAUUUACAACAAUAUCUUACUUGUCUUAUUAUUGGCAGAAUAUUACAUAAGGAUAUUUAAACCAUUUGGAAAGCCAAUUGAAAGAGCAAUAGAAGAAAUCGGAACCCAAACCCCCAAUCACAGGGUCCUCGAUUGUCAUUAAUGAAGUCCUGAGGAAAGAGAGCAUAAAUAAAAUGUUAGGAGAGCUGAUUGUAAGAAUAGAUAAUAAAGAAUCAACUUAACAUAAUGUAGCCAAAUAAUUAUGUAAAUUGGGCAACCUAUCCUUUCUAUAUGAUAAGACCUUUGUAUUGACUAAGGAUCUUUUGAUACAAUAGGUUUUUAACAAUGACGAGAUAUUUGUGAAAUUGAGAGACUUGCUAAUUAAAGUAUUGAAUGAUCAAAGGGCUUAAGUGGUUGCUCUGCUAUGUGAUUAACUAAGGACUAAUGCGAUGGAUGUGGCAGUAAAGAAUUUAGUAAAUUUAUACAAUCAAGAGGGAUUUCAACAGGGAUUAUCAAAUGCUUUGAUAGGUGCAAUGUACACCUAUUUAGAUGAUAGGAGUACUGUUACUGAGUUAUUGAAAUUAUUAUAAAACAAGAAGUGAACCGCC